CUUUACCCACUUGCCUCUUCACAUUCACAAUACAAAGUGGGACCAUCCACCACUCUCUCUUGACCCAAAGUCUCCUUCUUCUUCUUCUUCUUCUCCUUCCAACUCUUAUCCUCAAACCUUCCUUCUUCCACAAUUAUUUAACCACCCUCCCUCCUUCCUUCCUUUUCUAACAAACCGUUUCAUUAAUUUCUUCUCUUUUUCUCUAAUUCACACAAACACAUGACACGUACUCUUAGAUCCCUCACAUCCACAGCCGACAACGCCACCGUCGUUGCCGCCGCUCCGCCGCCCGAGGCUGUGGCUCUUGAAUCCGACUUCGUCGUCAUCCUCGCAGCUCUCCUCUGCGCCCUCAUAUGCGUCGUCGGUCUUGUCGCCGUCGCCAGGUGCGCCUGGCUCCGCCGAGGCUCCGCCGCCGGAGCCUCACCGCGUCAGGCUCUCGCCAACAAAGGAUUGAAGAAGAAGGUUCUCCAGUCGUUACCGAAAUUCGCCUACGUUGACGGAGGAGAUCCAGAAUCCGGAUUCGGUAGCGGUGCCGGGUGGAUGGUGACGGCGGAGUGCGCGAUCUGCCUUUCGGAUUUUGCCGCCGGCGAUGAGAUCCGCGUGUUGCCGCAGUGUGGCCACGGGUUCCACGUGGCCUGCAUAGACACGUGGCUUGGAUCACACUCUUCUUGCCCUUCGUGCCGACAGGUUUUAGCGGUUGCGAGGUGCCAGAAGUGCGGGAGGUUUCCCGCCACCGGAGCUGGAAGCUCCGCCGCAAGAGCGGCGAUCAAUGAACCUGAGCUGAAGUCGAGAGAAGACGACAAUGCCGUUUUUAACGAUAACACUAAUAACAGUAACAGUAAUAGCGGCGGUUUCAGCUGUAAUAGCAACAGUAGUAGUAGCAACACCAACAAUAAUAGUGGUUUCUUGCCUUGAAGAAACAGUUGUAGUUUUUUGUAUGUAUCUGUAGGCUCUUUUUUAGCAUUAUUAUUUUACCUUUUCUUUUUUGUUUUUAAAAUAUCAUCAUCACUUGGAAGCUGUUGGUGGUUGAGAUUGUAAUUUGGGCAAUCUAAAUCUUUCGCAUUAUAAACCUUGCCAAUUGUUAGUAUUAUUGUUACUACUUGCUGUGUAUAUUUUGGCAAUUUAAAUUUAAUCCAAUGUAAUUGGUAGAGUUA
Molecule: messenger RNA, 1154 nt
Organism: Arachis ipaensis
Lineage: Eukaryota; Viridiplantae; Streptophyta; Magnoliopsida; Fabales; Fabaceae
Product: RING-H2 finger protein ATL8
Source: RefSeq, a predicted model, not a curated record